Triticum aestivum (bread wheat) is the source of this 644-nucleotide messenger RNA. RefSeq lists its product as uncharacterized. The coding region runs from base 109 to 465 and encodes 118 amino acids. The transcript has a single exon. The record is from RefSeq and is a predicted model, not a curated record. NCBI's taxonomy places the organism in Eukaryota, Viridiplantae, Streptophyta, Magnoliopsida, Poales, Poaceae.
CCGGCAUCCUCUCCUCCUACAAGUUGAAGAGCUAGCCGCACUCAUCUCCGCUGCCACUCCAUUCUUGCCACCACAGAGUCGUCAGGCAAGCGCGCCGCCCAUACGUCCAUGGAGAGGUCAAGGUCCUACUCAGAGAAGAGCAGCAGCACCACCACCACCCCGGCCGGCGCCGUCACCGAGCUGAGGUGCUACAGUGCCUCCUACGCCACACCCAAGAAGGCAGCGGGCACCACCAGCUGGCCUCCUUGUACUACAGCUUCUUCCUCGACGUCGGCAGCGGCGGCCGGCUCGAAGGCGAGGUCGUGGAGCGGCAGCUUCCGUAGCGCCCCGGCGGAGCUGCGGAGGAAGAGGAGGGUGGCCGGGUACAGGGUGUACGGCGUGGAGGGGAAGAUGAAGGUGUCGCUCAAGAACGGCGUGAGGUGGCUCAAGGGCAAGUGCACCCAGGUGGUGGACGGCAUUUGGUGAACCCACCGAAGGGCAGAUCAGUCGGCUUAUUCUCUUUUCUGCCUGGUGAUCCUUGCCGUGAUCCAAGAGGUGUCAGAACGUGAGUACGGUCGCAAUCUUCCUUUUCUGAGCUCUGGCGUGGUGUUUUUCCUCACUUUUUAGUAAGAACACAAGUGGAAGGUUGCAAAAAAGAAGGGUAA